AAAAAUCAGGGACGGGGAGUAAGUAAAUUAGAUAUUUUCCACACUUGGACUUUUUCAUUUUGCCGACCAGGAGUUUCAAUUUGUCGAUACAGAGAAGAUGAACGAAACAUGCUUACGCCUCCUACGUUUUUUGAUUCUCCUAAAGUGAGAGGUGAAGGAAGAGGGGCGAUGUGGUGAAUAUGGUGAUGGUGAACAGCGAAUUGCUCCAAUUUAUUAUCGACUAUUCAACAUCUAGGUCUGCGCUAGAUAGACCAAUGAGUUGGAUUCAUAAAGUAUGCAACACUAGAAGAGUCUUGAACCCUCAAUUUGAGCUUAUAUCUGGUGUUGUCAAACCAAAGUGAUCAGUAUGGCGUUUGAAAACAAUCACUGAUUUCUUUAGGGCAAUCAUCAACUUUAUUCACAUGUUUUUCGUUACUAUGUUUUCGAUGGAAAAAACUGAUGAUUAUAGAAAGGGGACUGGAUCUAGCAAGAAGUGGGACGGUGGUGACCCUGGAGGUCCCGGCUCGUAUGGAUCUGGUCCACGUGGAGGACUGCCUCGUGGAUUAGAUAGUGUCAGAGGCAUUGACCACAGGGUUAUGGAGGAUGAAAGCAAGGAGAAUUGUAUUUCAACUGGGAAGGGUCUACGGUUAAUUUGAUCUGUAAGAGUUUUAUUAAGAGUUCAACUCCUUUGUACUGCGAUUAAUUUGAUCUGAGGUUAUUUUGUGCAUAUUUUUUUGUUGGAGUACGACAUGCCCUUUGUACCUUUUGUUGGAGUAAACCACAAUGGCCAAUCUAUGUUGUUCGGUUGCGGCUUAAUUUCAAGUGAGGACACCAACACAUUUGUGUGGUUGUUUACAAAGUGGCUUGAGUGUAUGCAUGGUUGUCCUCCAAGUGGAAUUAUUACCGAUCAAGAUAGGGCAAUGCAAAAUGACAUUCAAUUAGUGUUCCCAAAUACAAAACAUCGGUGGUGUCUAUGGCAUAUAAUGAAAAAGGUGCCUGAGAAGAUGGGAGGGUUGACUGAUAAAGAUGAAGUUAGUGCUUCUUUACAUGAUGUUGUUUACGACUCCCAAACAGGUGAAGAAUUUGAGUUCACAUGGAGUUCAAUGUUGCAAAGGUAAGCAUUUUUUUAUUACAGGUUGUGUUGAAUACCAUAACCAUCGUAAUAUGCAUCGUUUGUAAUGUGCAAGUUUCAUCUAAAUGACCAUCGUCACACAAGGUAUCAUUUUGGUGAAAGACUUGUCUUUGAAUGAACAAAGUCGUCAAAAAAGGCGUUAAUGCUCUCACUACGUUGGGUCGUUGAUAUCCCUGCCCAAAAAGUAGGCCUCAAGUAGCAUGGCACCCAACGAUGUCUUUCAUAAUUGAGCAUAUAUAACUUACAAAAUAAGCAUUCAUAUGAAAAUCACAAGCUUUUCGAUUAAGCAUCAAAACAUUUUCAUUGAGCAUCAAAUAUUUACUAUUGAAUAUUAGAAACAUGCAAUUGAGUAUAUGGUUUGUGUUCCCGUAUCUAUAAUCAACUCCUACAUGAAUCUAAUGUAAUAUAGUGUUUUUGGAAUAUGCAUUGACAUAACAUUUUAAAACGACCAUAACACCAGUACAUUCUUGUUUGCUCAUUCCUUUCAAGUUUUAAUUAAAUCCCUCUUGUAUACUCAUUGAAUUUAACAUAUGUAACAAUAUAUUAUUCAACACUUUGUACAUUCCCUCUUUGAAUUAAGAAUCAAUCACACUAUAUAAGUUUAUAUUUCUGUAUUUUUUAUUGAUAUAACAUUUUAAAAUGAGUAUAAAACCAAUACCAAAUGAACAUAUGUAACUUACAAAAUGAACAUAACACCAAUACAAAAUUAGCAUACAUUACUUAUCAAAUGAGCAAUUAUAUGAAAAUCAUAAGAUUUGUUAGUUGAGUGCCAAGACAUUUUUAUUGUACAUCAAACCUCUUUUGUUGAGUAUCAGAAGCAUGCAACUGAGUAUCAUAAUUUCCGCUCUCAUGUAUACAAUCUAACUCUUAUGCGAAUCUAUUAUGGUACUUUUGAAAUAUGCAUUAAUAUGACAUUUUAAAAUGAGCAUAAAACCAGUACUAGAUGAAUGUACAGAGCUUACAAAAUGAGAAUUGAAAAAUUAAAAAGCUUGUUUGAAUUCUCUAAUGUGUUCACAUGGUCAUUUGUGCACAUAUAAUGACAGAUAUAGUUAUGAAAAACAUAGUACGUUUUUUAAUAUUAAAAAAUUUAUAUAAAGAAAAAAGAAAUAGGAAUUCAAAAUUAGAGGAUUCUCAAUUCUAAUUCAAUUAGCAAUAUGGUAUUACUCCCUCCGUCCACCUAUAAUUGUCCCAUUUUUCCAUUUUUGAAUGUCCCUUUAUUAUUGUUUCAUACCAUAGUUGGUAACAUUUGUGUGACUCUAAUUCAUUCUUACUUUAUUUCCACUUUAUCAACUCAUUACCAACCACAUAAUUCUACUUUUCUUAAAAAUCACACCACUCUCUUCCGUACCAAUAUUAGGGAGACGGAGGGAGUAUUUCUUUAUGCAUUUUGUGAAGGCUGAGAUUCUAAAAUACGGAGUACAAUUUAGUAAGCAUUGAAGAUAAAUAACCCUCAUAAAUAUUAAGGUCCAACAACUAUAGUACUUUGGUAGAGAGAAUUCCCCAAAUGAGACUAAAACAUAGUAGAAGUGCAUAAUUAGGACAUUAAGUUUAUUAUUCCCUAAAUAAGACUCUUUAUUACUGAUUAGACAAAAUUGACCUUAAUGAAAUAAAACCCCCUACAUCUGCACCGAUGCACCUCCUGCGAUCGAUGCGCACCUCCUGCGAUCGAUGCGCACCUCCUGCGAUCGAUUCACCUCCUACGCCGACACCACCCACCCUUUUUUGCCAGCCACCAUUGCCAAGACGUUGCCGCCGCUGCCCAACGAGGAUGCCUCCACCACUGCCCAACGAGGACUCCGCCGGUGUUGCCGGCAAGACCGCCAUUGCCGCUAAAUUAUCUCCUCGAGGUGUCGACAUCUUCUCUGUUGCAGCUACCUCCUCUAGAGUGUAUGUUAUGAGAUUUCUAUAUUGAAUUCUGACAUAAUUAUGUAAACAUAAAUGACAUUUUAGAAUUAUAAAUGUGAAAUAAGAGAAGAAAAAGAAAAAUGAAGAAUGACAAGAAGUAAUAAUGUUGAUAAACUCAAUUUCUAUUAAUAUUGAUAACAUGAUAAAAAUAGUGACAAAAACAUGGCACUUUCAGUUUCAACAUAGCAUUUUCACAAAGUGAGUUGCAUAAAAAUGAUACUAUUUUGUCAAACGGGCUAAACAUAGCAUGUUCAUAUGAAACUAUAAAAUGACAUAUUAUGUAAUUUUCAAUACACCUUCACAAAGUGAGUUGCAUAAAAAUGACACUAUUUUGUCAAACAUGCCAAAAGCAUGUCAUUUUGAGGUUAAACAUAGCAUUUUCAUAUGAAAGUAUAAAAUGACAUAUUAUGUCAUUUUAAGUACAUCUUCACAAAGUGAGUUGCAUAAAAAUGACACCAUUUUGUCUAACGGAGCAAAAACAUGACAUUCACAAAUUUAAUUUGAAAGUAAUUUUGUCAUUUUGAUAGAUGCAAUAACGUACAAAAGUGACAUUUUUCAAGGAAAAAUUGAUUGUAAUAAUCCCAACUAUUGGCGAUCCGCUUACAAUAAUCCCAACUAUCGAUUAUCUCAGAAUAAUCCCAACUUUAGUGACCUUCCGCCAAUAAUGGUCCGACAUAACCGGCUAUAAAUAAAUUCCUAUAGUUUCUAAAGUGGAUGAGAAGAGAUAUAACAAGUAAUCCCUAUAAAUAAUUCAACUUUUAAUUUUUACGCUAUAUUUCUAUUUAAAAUUCACUUGUUAUAGCAGGUCAUAUCUGGUCAUGGACCAUUAUUGGCGGAAUGUCACUAAAGUUGGGAUUAUUCUGAGAUAAUCGAUAUUUGGGAUUAUUAUAAGCGGACCGCCAAUAGUUGAAUUAUUACAAUCAAUUUUUCCUUUUUUCAAUUUACUUUCAUAGCCAAGUCCAAAUCAAGUUUACAGGUAGGGAUCCUUCCUCUGUUUAUUUCAGGGAAGCCACAAACCAGUAAUGGCAAUUUUUUUUUAUUUCAAAUCCAAAUUCUACGAUCUAAUUUUUGUAGAAUCUCAAAAGUAAGUAUGCAUUUAAUUGGGGAAAAUAUUUCAAACAUGAACAAAACAGAGCUAGAUCAGCAAGGAAAGAACAGAGAAGAAGAAAAGAGAAGAGGAGAGGAUAUGAGAGCAGAGGAGAGGAGAAGAGAUGGAGAAAAUUACCUUGGUGUCGCUGGAGAAGAGCAGACGAGCGGCCUGGGCGUCUUCAUCGCAAAUAGCUGUUGGUAUUCAUCGCAUAUGGCCUGGGCAUCUUCAUCGCAGAUGGCUUGGGGUCUUCAUCGCGAAUCGUUGUUGUACUGCAUUUGUUGGAGCCGAUAGCUAUUUUGGGGUUUUAUUAGAUGAAUGGUAAAAAAGUAAUUGAGAGUCCUAUUUAGGGAAUGAUAAACUUAAUGUCCUAUUGUGGAAUUUUAACCAUGUUUUAGUCCUAUUUAGGACAAUUAUUUCUACUUUGGUAUUGCAGCUUCUCCCACAUUCAAAGUGCUCGACACUAGACACAGUUUUGACUUUCCAACUAUCCUAUCGCUAUUUCGGCUAUCAGCAACCGUCUGGAAAAGCUGAAUCCCAGAGACCAAGGAGAACUAGAGAAGAUGAUGAAUCGAGCCGUGGAGGAUUGAACUAGACGGGAAGUUGGGCUGGAGAGAUGGUCGCGGGAUGAUCUAGCAGUGAGGAGCGAAGGCCGGCAGAUCCAUUGAUAUAAUCCAGCUUGAAGAUGAACGUAAUUUCAAAAAUAACCGGCUGUACGGUGCUCACCGUACAACCAUGCUCACCGUACAUCCGAUUGUACGGCGCUCACCGUACAGCCGGUUGUACGGUGUAAUUUACGCAGCGUAUAUGGUACAGCCGGCUUUAAGGUGCAAGCCGUACAGUCGGUGGCAAACUUGUAAUUUUGGUGAAAAUCUCAGAUUCACUUUAAAUGAGCAUUGAAUCAAUUUUGAUGAGCAUCGAGCC
Cuscuta europaea is the source of this 5027-nucleotide messenger RNA. The record is from the annotation of a GenBank genome assembly. Lineage: Eukaryota; Viridiplantae; Streptophyta; Magnoliopsida; Solanales; Convolvulaceae.